Chironomus riparius is the source of this 2159-nucleotide messenger RNA. The record is from the annotation of a GenBank genome assembly. NCBI's taxonomy places the organism in Eukaryota, Metazoa, Arthropoda, Insecta, Diptera, Chironomidae.
UUCCAGGGGCGUAGCCAGAAAAUUUUUUAGGGGGGGGGGGACAUUUUCGAAAAUUAAAAAACCGUUAUUUUGUAUCCUUAAAUCUAGAUUCAUUCUUCAUAAGUUUAAAUAUUUAAUUCAUUAUUCAUACAUUAAAUUUAAUUUUUCGUGCUGAUUUUGACAUUUCUUUCAUCACUUCCUCUAUAUUAACUGGUUCUUCUCUAUAAAUACUUAAUAAAACAAUUAUCAGAUUUUCGUAGGAGGACCCGGGCCCCCUAUGCCCCCCCCCCCCCCCCCCUCCCAUUUGUAAUAUAGUCUUAGGAACUGCUGAAGUUAUCGAAUUGCCUUGAGCAGAGUUGUCAACUAUAAAAGGCAAAAAUCCAGUUCCUUUGGCUAGUCUUCGCUUUUUGACUAGGAAAUUUUUUUUGCCUUUGGCUAGGCAUGCCUAUACAUAGGUGUUGCCUGGACAAUGUCAAAAGCUACCAUGCUCUGGUGAGGCGCAUUUCCAAAGGUUCUGGCUUUGAGUUUAGUACAAGAAAAUUUUGGUAUGUUUGAGAAAUUUCUUCAAUUUAUUUUGACUAGUAAAGAAAUUAACGGAUUUUCAAACUUUUAAAUUUCGGUUACUUUGUAAACUUUUUAAAAAAUUGAAAUUUGAGUUAAUAAACAUCCAGAUUUUAAGGUUUGAUUUAUUUUUUGUCAUUUUGAAUUAAAUAAAACAACAUUAUUAGGCAGUUUAGCACUUUUCGAGGACUUAACAAAAUGGUAAUCAACUGUGACUUCCAAAAUGUUUUCUAUCAACACUGCGGCAAUCAAAUGACAUGCUUGGUUGAAAAUCAGCAACUUCCAGAAAACAAAGUUAUUGAAUUUUACAUAAGAAAUGGCCGUCGAAUCCCCAAAAAUUCCGUAACUUUCGUAAAAUUUAACAAUUGCAAUGUCACCAAAGUUCCAAAUGGAAUUACGACCGUUUUUGUUAAUUUAAAAGUUUUGAACAUUUUCAACUCAAAAUUGAAGAAAAUUUCAAAAGAGGACAUUGCUGAAUAUCGGAAUUUGGAGCAAUUUUUUUGUCAAGAAAAUGAGAUUGAGUUCCUUCCUGGCGACUUAUUUGAUGGAUUUGUGAAUUUAAUUUAUGUUACUUUUUGGGGAAAUAAGUUGAAAGUUAUUGAACCGAAUAUUUUGGAUGGACUUGUCAACUUAAAGCAUGCAAGUUUCCAAAAAAAUGUCAAUUAUAAUUGCUACUACUCAACUUAUCCUAUAUUUCCACACGGAAUCUCUCUUGCUGAUAUGAAGGCUGAACUUUAUGAGAAGUUUCAGAAAAGAUUCAAAUUUUUCGAAGACAUGAAGGAAUCUCUUGAAGAAUUGAACGAAACUGCAACGAAUUUAAAGAAAUCUGAACUUAAAUGGACCUACAAAUACCUUGAGUUGGAUAACAAAGUGAUGAACUUGAACAAAACCAUUCAGGAUCUUCAAGAGUCUGAAAAAAAGCUGAAAUCAGAAUUAGCUCAUCAAAGGCUUCAACAAACGCAGCCACGAGGUCAAAGUCCAAACCCUGGUCCAAACCUUACAAUCGACAUCAGAGCCUUUAUUCAAGAAGAAGCCACAAAAGACUUCCAGAUCACAAUUGAUGGCCAAAACUUCCCAGUCCAUAAAUUCCUGCUUGCAGCUCGAAGUCCAACACUGGCUGAAAUCUUGAAAAACAAUCCUGAAGUUGAAAGUCUUAAUUUGGUCGACAUUUCUGUGGAAACUUUUGAGAUGAUUCUUAAAUUUCUCUACACUGAUGAACUUCCAGGCGACGAUGGGACAAACUUUUUUCAUCUUUUUACUGCUGCUGGGAAACUGAAGAUUGAGAAGCUCUUAAAAUUUGCAGGAUCAAAAAUCAUUAAUGAAAUCAAUCAAGAAAAUGCAUUGACAAUCUUCACCAUAAGUGCUAGUUUUGGGUUGAAUGACCUCAAGCAAAAGUCAUUCCAUUUUAUCAAAAUAAAGUACAAAAAGAUUAACAUUAAGGACUACUGGAUCCAUAAUCCAGAAACGCUUAUCAAAAUAAUUGAAAAGUUCAAGAAAAAAGAGGAAGCUGUGAAGGAGUUUGAGAAAGAAUUGGACAAAUUGGCUAUAUGAGUAGGGUGGGCCAGCCCUAGAUGUGUGCCGAACUUUUAUGCCGAAAAAUUCAAUAAAUUUUAUUUCAC